Molecule: messenger RNA, 216 nt
Organism: Linderina pennispora
Lineage: Eukaryota; Fungi; Kickxellomycota; Kickxellomycetes; Kickxellales; Kickxellaceae
Product: G-protein gamma subunit
Exons: 1
Coding region: 1-216 (71 amino acids)
Biological process (GO): G protein-coupled receptor signaling pathway
Cellular component (GO): heterotrimeric G-protein complex
Molecular function (GO): G-protein beta-subunit binding
Source: RefSeq, a predicted model, not a curated record
AUGUCGGAGCACAAGCUGCGCAAGCUUAUCGAGUACAACAACCGGCUCAAGGAGCAGCUGGAGCUGCAGCGGAUUCCGGUGUCGCAUGCCAGCCAGUCGCUCAUUUCGUACACGCAGAACACCAAGGACUACCUGCUGCCGUCGCUGUGGGGUCCGCCGCCGCAGGAUCCGUUUGCCACGCAGGCCAGUGGCGGGUGUGGGUGCUCGGUCAUGUAG